Bacillus rossius redtenbacheri is the source of this 1632-nucleotide messenger RNA. Its product is annotated as basic-leucine zipper transcription factor A-like. Lineage: Eukaryota; Metazoa; Arthropoda; Insecta; Phasmatodea; Bacillidae. The record is from RefSeq and is a predicted model, not a curated record. The transcript is spliced from 5 exons. Bases 1 to 1632 code for a protein of 543 amino acids.
AUGCUCCACUGCGAGCCCAGACACAACGAGCUGGACCACCCAGUGCUGGCAAAUAACCCCUGGCAGCGGAAGGGGUUCAAACAACACCCGACGGGCCACAAACAUGGCCAAGCAGCAGCGACAGGAGCAGGAGCAACAGCAGCAAUCAAGAAGGAGGCAGCAAUCAAGAAGGAGGCAGCAAGGAAGAAGGAGGCAGCAAGGAAGAAGGAAGAAAGAAAAAUUGAAGAGAGAAGGUUGUUUAAACAACAAACUGGCGCCCCUCCCCUCCCCGCCAUGCACGAGGGCACACUUUCGCCCGAGGCGGGGUUGACUCCCACCACGAGCGACAACACGGCCAUGGACACUGAAGGACACACGGACCGCAAACGCAAGGCCACGGACCUCCCUGUGCAGUGUGGCUUUACCUCGGUGUGCAGGUACUGCGCGGGAGCGCACAAGACUGCGCAAUGCAGCUCAGCCGCGAAGAGAUGCGCACACUGCAACGGCCCGCACUGCGCAAACCACCGCGGAUGCCCGGUUUAUGCAGCACAGCUGCAGCAACGCUUCCCGCAGCAGCAGCAACAACAGCAACAACCAAAAUCGACCUGCUCGCAACAACCACGCGGCCAAACGCAGCAACAUCGUACCGGGCAGCAGCAAAGCCAGCAGCAACGCGCCCCCGACCCUGGCGAAUGGCGCACUGUGCAGCCAAAACCCAGGCCGAACCACUGGCAGCAGCGAGGACCGCCACAAGAGCCCAGAUACCACGAACCACCUGUUGAACAGCACAACAGGUUCGGUCUGCUCAGCACAGACGAUUAUGAAUACAACUUUCCAAGUCCCACCGACCCCCGACUCCGUCGCUCGCCGCGCACCGGACAGCAAGUGAGACAGGGGAACAGGAACACGAACACGAAAUACAGCCAGGAGCGACGCCAGCAGCAAGACCAGCGCCCACUCCUGCCUAACCAGCAGCAACAGACCAUCCAGCAGCCCACCGCGGGACCCAGGAUGCCAUCGCAGCAGCCACGCCUCGAUAAGCAUCAGCAGCUGCAGCAACAAGACUACGAGGAUCAGCCAGCCGCUGCAACCGCGACAGCAGCGACAGACUCCGGCCGAACGCCACAACAACUGCAGCAGCAGCAACAACCACACCAGCGACAUCACCAAAUGCAGCAACACCACCAGCAGCACCAGUCGCAGCAACACCAGCAGCCACAACACCAGCAGCACCAGCCGCAGCAACACCAGCAGCAGCAAGUACAACAGCCGCAGGCACAACAACAGCCGCCAACGACUCCGAUGCAGCAACAGCAGCCAUCCACGAGCGGCCAGCAGCCUACAGCGCAGCAGGCCAUGCAGCAACCUCCACGAGUGGCCCAACGAGGGACACAUCUGACCCUCCCAGCACCACGACCGACCACGCACGAAGAUGCAGCAACAGCCCUCAACAGCAGCAACACAUUAUUCAACAAGCUUCAAACCCAAAAGGACGUCAACACCACAGCAGCGAGCCAGCAGUUUGCACUCGACUUGUGCAAUCUCCUCACCGCAUGGUCUGACCCAACACUGCAGCCAACUCACAAAAUACAAAUGGCAGCCGACUUAGCCAUGACCAUCUUCGGCCUCAUCCAACAUGCCGGGACACCCUAA